GAGAGAAUAGACGGGACUCCGUUGAGGGCAGCGCUGCGCAAACUAAGUGAUUUUCGGGUGCAACAUCACAAACGGGUCACGGGGGUUAAGCCUAAUCAACUGUCAAAUCAAAUGAUCAUUAUGCCCCUUCAACAGUCGUUAUUUAUCUGAUGGUCUGAAGUCAAGACCGAGGUCGGAGUUCGCCUACAAUUACCCUUUUUUGGUGUUCUUCUUCCUUUGGCAUUGAUGGCGCUGUAGCAUAGGUUAUUUCCCCCAGCUUUACAGAGAGUGAACAUAACUCAAUCCCGGAAAAACAAGUUCUCAUUCAAAUUGAUUCAUUAUAUAUUUUCCCAAAGGAAUGUACUUUUGGAGAAGCAUGCUGUUCUUGGAAAUCUCGAGGUUUGCCUUGUCCUGAGUAGAUUGAUCACAUCGGAUACAGAAGACAGAAGGACUCCUCUCACCCUGUACCGAGGCUGCAAUAGGAGAUCUAAAACCUCUACUAUCCCUGUGUGAAUAUGUACAACCAUCCACCUCUCCAGGACAAAGGAUGUCAGAACUGAUACAGAGUCUGGAACAAUGCCAACCCCAGAGAGAGGCUGUCUGGAAUGUCUUUUACCUUGUUGUUUUUUGUUAUCACGGGACACAAGCAAACAAACAAGAAGAUGUUAUCAGAUAUGUUUGUUUGGAUGAAAGGGAGAAACCCCGAGGGCUUUCCUUCUGACCAGGCUCUUCUCUACACUAUGAGCUGAUUGACCCGCCUCCACCCCCCCACACACACAAAUCGUCCCUCCCCACCACCACCUCCCUCCCACCGACGAUGGAUCUUACGAAUGGCACCACGGUCAUCACAGACAGAGACUUAUUGGAUGACUCCUCAACCCGCAUCCUGACUGGCUGUUUCCUCUCGCUGCUCAUCCUCUCCACGUUACUUGGCAACAUCCUUGUGUGUGCCGCCGUCACCAAGUGCCGUCACCUGCGUUCCAAAGUCACCAACUUCUUUGUGAUCUCGUUGGCCGUCUCCGACCUCCUGGUCGCUGUCCUGGUGAUGCCGUGGAAGGCCGUGACGGAGGUCGCAGGGUUCUGGCCGUUUGGCUCGUUCUGCGACACUUGGGUGGCGUUCGACAUCAUGUGCUCCACGGCAUCCAUCUUGAACCUGUGUGUGAUCAGUGUGGACCGUUACUGGGCAAUAUCCAGCCCGUUCCGGUAUGAGAGGAACAUGACUCCUAAAGUGGCAUUUGUGAUGAUCAGCGUGGCCUGGACGCUCUCCGUCCUCAUCUCCUUCAUCCCCGUCCAGCUUAGCUGGCACAAAGCCCAGACCUUUACCUCUACCUCCAUCACUACCUCCACAACCCCACCCUACAGCCUCCAGCCCGCCCCAGACUCCUCUAACCCUGUUGGGGAUAACAACACACAUCAGGCGCCCCGGGACUGGGACAACUGUCACUUCAGCCUGAACCGGACCUACGCCAUCUCUACCUCUCUGAUCAGCUUCUAUAUCCCAGUGAUCAUCAUGGUGGUCACCUACACCCAGAUCUACCGCAUCGCCCACCGUCAGAUCAGAUGCAUCUCCACCCUAGAACGAGCCGCAGAGAGCGCCAAGAACCGACACAACAGCAUGGGAGAAGGCGGCGGAGAAUCCAGCAUCUCCGAAUCGGAGAGCUCAUUCAAGAUGACGUUCAAACGGGAGACAAAGGUCCUGAAGACGCUGACUCUGAUCGUGGGCGUGUUCGUGUGCUGCUGGCUGCCCUUCUUCAUCCUGAACUGCAUGGUGCCGUUCUGUGAGCCGUCGCCCCGCGGUGCCGCGGCCUCCUUCACCUGUAUCAGCCCCACUAUGUUCGAUGUGUUUGUGUGGUUCGGGUGGGCCAACUCUUCCAUCAACCCCAUCAUAUAUGCCUUCAACCCAGACUUCCGCAAAGCAUUCUCUAUCCUCCUGGGCUGCCACAGAUUCUGUCCCGGAGAUCACGGCAUGGGCGCGUUCAGUCUCAAUAAGAAGUGAGCUCAGAGCCUCAGAAUUCCCAGCGGUAGUAAUAAAAAACAUGCAUGGAAAACAUCUGCUGAGGCACUGGUCUCAGAAGAGGACCUACAGUACCAGCUGUCAUGAACGUCGGAGAACUAUAGCAUGCCAUCGUCUGGUGCAUUGUAUCGCCAUAAGCAAGCAGAGUAAGCACUACAACCUUGGUGUAAAAGGUUUGUUGUUGUCAUUGAGGGUGCCGCCACCUUGUGCAGUGUCACUGGGCAUAACAUACAGUAUGAUCUGAAAUGGCACUGCAAUAAGAGUCGAGUGACCCUUUGCAGUGUCCCUGACUGUGCAGUGAGUGCAGUACAUUUAGUGACACAUUGUCUCUGUGGAGUCGAUACUACAGUGAGUCAGGGCCCCAGACUCUGACCCAGUGAUGCUUUAUUGUGAAUUUUACAGAAUGUUAAAAAGAGGUCACUUUAUUACAAACGUUUUGAGAUACAGUACUUCAAGAAAAUAUAUUAUUCUUUACAAUGUGUUCUCUUGCAAACAGUAACUUUGAUUGUGUUUUUGUUAAAGUCCAUUCCAAUACUGCCAUUGUUUUAAUUGAUGGGGAACACAAAAUGACGGUUAACUGAAUAAUCUUUCUAAUGAUGGUAAUGAAAUUCAGAAAGCUUAAGGCUAUUUCAUAACAAACAUCAAUUUAAUUUGGACCGCCCUUUUAAAUCUCUCUCCAAAGUGUUUUACCUUAUUAAUGAGCUACUCAUCUUGCAUUGUGUCUGUGGCUUUUCCAAAGCAAUGCCAGGUGUCCCAACAAGCCCUCAUAGUCUCACUGCAGAAUGAGACGUUCAGCCACGUUCUCCAAACGUCAAAUUUCAAAGAGUUUUUGCUUUGUAUCAUUCCAUUUCUCCAAACGUCAACUUUCGAAGUUAAGGGUUAAGUUUAAGCACUCAUUCUGAAUGGUUAAGGAAAGGAUUAAGGUUUGGGAAAGAGUUCAAACGUUAAGUUUAGGCACUCAUUCUGAAUGGUUAAGGUUUGGGAUAGGGUUCAAACAUUAAGUUUAGACACUAACAUGCUGACCAGAACGCUCGAGCCAUCGCACGCAUGUUGAUUUUUUCCCCCCACACCAGACGCGAUCAGGACAUGCAGGUUGAAAUAUCAAAACAAACUCUGAACCAACUAUAUUAAUUUGGGAACAGGUCGAAAAGCAUUAAACAUUUAUGGCAAUUUAGCUAGCUAGCUUGCUGUUGCUAGUGAAUUUGUCCUGGUAUAUAAUCAUUAAGGAUGGGUAUCGUUAAGAUUUUAACAGUAUUACUACUCUUAGCGAUACUGCUUAUUGAUCUGGUACUUUAACGGUAUUCUUAUCGGUUAUUUUUGUUAUUUUUUACGGAGAGAAAAAAACUAAACAAAUUAAGAACAAAAUUAACAUUGCCUUAUUUUCUGAAAUGUAAAAUAAAUAUAAUGAACAAUUAUUUUCAGCAAAGGAAACAGCAAUGUUUUUUAUAUAUUUUUUAAAUAUAUAUUUUUUACAUUUUACCCCGUUUUCUCCCCAAUUUCGUGGUAUCCAAUUGUUUUUAGUAGCUACUAUCUUGUCUCAUCACUACAACUCCCGUACGGGAGAAACGAAGGUUGAAAGUCAUGCGUCCUCUAAUACCCAACCAAGCCGCACUGCUUCUUAACACAGGGCCAUUCAACCCGGAAGCCAGCACACCAAUGUGUCUGAGGAAACACCGUGCACCUGGCAACCUUGGUUAGCGCGCACUGCGCCCGGCCCGCCACAGGAGUCGCUGGUGCGCGAUGAGACAAGGACAUCCCUACCGGCCAACCCCUCCCUAACCCGGACGACGCUAGGCCAAUUGUGCGUAGCCCCACGGACCUCCCGGUCGCGGCCGGUUACGACAGAGCCUGGGCGCGAACCCAGAGUCUCUGGUGGUACAGCUGGCGCAGCAGUACAGCACCUUAAAACCACUUAACCACCCAGG
Oncorhynchus masou masou (cherry salmon) is the source of this 3918-nucleotide messenger RNA. RefSeq names its product D(1) dopamine receptor-like. The record is from RefSeq and is a predicted model, not a curated record. The coding region runs from base 797 to 1975 and encodes 392 amino acids. Gene Ontology annotation, molecular function: dopamine neurotransmitter receptor activity, coupled via Gs; G protein-coupled receptor activity. Gene Ontology annotation, cellular component: plasma membrane. The transcript has 2 exons. Gene Ontology annotation, biological process: adenylate cyclase-activating adrenergic receptor signaling pathway; G protein-coupled dopamine receptor signaling pathway. Lineage: Eukaryota; Metazoa; Chordata; Actinopteri; Salmoniformes; Salmonidae.